Anolis carolinensis (green anole) is the source of this 8056-nucleotide messenger RNA. It is a transcript of the gene shroom2, whose product is annotated as shroom family member 2. Bases 252 to 5426 code for a protein of 1724 amino acids. Gene Ontology annotation, cellular component: adherens junction; apical plasma membrane; cortical actin cytoskeleton. The record is from RefSeq and is a predicted model, not a curated record. NCBI's taxonomy places the organism in Eukaryota, Metazoa, Chordata, Lepidosauria, Squamata, Anolidae. Gene Ontology annotation, molecular function: actin filament binding. The transcript has 11 exons. Gene Ontology annotation, biological process: actin filament organization.
UUUUUUGCUGGCUGUUUCGUGAUGUGUGUGUGGUUUUAAUUCUGCAGCUUUUGGAUGUGAUUGGCCAGAAGUAUCCUUUGCCCCCAACCCCCAUCCUGGGACUGGAGCAGCAGAAGGUCAAGAAUCUGGCAGUUAAGAGAAACUGUUUUGUUAUGCAGCCCUGCGUUAAGAUUAAUGGAGCUUAAAGUAGCCAGGAUAAUGUUUGCUGAGGCUGUUAAGUGCGCGUGAAACCAUUUUACACCUUUCAGGAGAUGACUUUGUGCUCCAUUUUGCAGAUCGAAGAAGGCAGUAAAGCUGCAGCUGUCGACAAGUUGCUUGCAGGAGAUGAAAUUGUCAGUAUCAAUGAUGUAGGCCUCUCUGGGUUCCGGCAAGAAGCUAUCUGCCUCGUGAAAGGCUCUCACAAGACACUAAAACUUGUCGUGAAAAGAAAGAACGAUUUAGGCUGCCGCCCUCACUCCUGGCAUGCAACCAAAUUCACAGAGACUCAGCCUGAGGCAGCCACGUCAAGGCCUCCCACGACCAAUGUCUGUGCUUCAUGGCACUCUCGGUAUCAUGCAAGUUCCUCUUCCCAUGACCUCUCAAGCUCAUGGGAUCAGUCAAAUCUACACCGUACCUCUGACCAAUUCAGUUCUGCUGGAAGCAUGGAUAGCUGGGACCACGCACCCCAAACAUACCAGUAUGAGCAGAUCUCGUCUGCAAAGUCCAACAGCAGCAUUGACCACCUAGGGAAUGCUAGCAAAAGGGAUUCUGCAUAUAGUUCUUUUUCUGCCAGCUCUAGUACUCCAGACCAUACCCUGUCCAAUGUAGAUGCUGCCUCAACCGAGAAUGUGGUGUAUAAAGUGGGUCAAUGGGAUCCCUCCAAACAGGGGAGUAUCAAGCCUGCCUUAUUCCUUAGUGACAGUGGAAGAUUAGAUGAGAAGCCAAGCUGUUUGCCACUUCCAUUACAAUAUGAAAACAACAGGAGCCCCCGGCUAGAAGAGAACACUGAUUCAACAUGUUCUGGGUCUGGAAGAUCAAACUUUAUACCAGUUUGGUAUGUACCAGAGAAGAAAAAGUCUCCUUCUCCUCCGCCUCCCCCACCUCCUCUCCGUAGUGAUAGCUUUGCUGCCACCAAAGGUCAUGAGAGAGCUCAUACUCCUCUUUAUGCAGAGAGUAUUCAGAGCACCCAGCACUUUGAAGUCCUGCACAGACCUCAGGCCAGAAACAACUGGGACGCUGACACUGCAGAGCAACAAAAGUUAGGUGUUAAGGCCAUUGAGAAGGCCUCAGAUGCGAGGCAGGGUGGUAAUCCAGCCUAUAGAUCUGAUUUCGGUCCGGUUUACAGUUUGUUGCCUUCCGAUGAUAGGAUCAACAAUAAUAUGGGAAAUGUCCACAGGCUACAUUCGUCUCUGUCCAGUACUGACAUUCGUUUUGCACAGUCUGCUUAUGGACAACCUCGCCAUCACCAUCAACGGCAAUAUAGUGAUGAAAGCACUUUCUUUUACAAUGCAAAAGUUUCUGCAUCGCCUAAAGAGCAGCGACAUCUCUCCACUUAUACUGGUAUCCCAGAAAAGCCUACUGACAAAUACAGUUGCCAGCCACACCAAACCAGGAUGUUUGAUAGUAAUGCCACUGUUCCUUCUGACUUGAAUUCUGAGGAGAAAGUGGAUAAUACUGGGUUAAAUCACUAUUAUUGUGUGACAGUGAAACAGCCUCUUCCAGAAAGAAACUCCAGGCCACAGCAGCAGAAAGAUGAGUGCUGGAAUCCUGGAAUAGGUAACAACAUCUAUGGACAACAUGAAAACCCUGUUGUAGCUAGAAUGAGCCAAAGUCCCAAAUGCUAUCUACCUCAGCAAGCUGAUGAAUCUUCUCCAGGUGUAUCUGAAAAGAGAGUUCAUUACAUAGUGAAUAAAGGAGAAGAUAGAGCUCUUGUCAUAGAAGAUUCCAGAAAGAUAAGUUACCCUGAAAAAGCAGUGCAGAGUAGAAGCUUUGAGGAGAAUCACAGGAGAUACCAUGACCAAGAAUACGGGCAGGAGUGUGUCCCAGUAUCUGACUGUAAGGCUGCCUCGAAUGAUUUCAAAUGGAGUCAAGAAGAGAGCUUCAAAAUUUCUCCUCAGAAGACCCCAAUGUUGCACUCUUUAGCUCAGGAAGGGAAAAACCAGACUGACGUUGCCAUUGAAGCGGGAAGUAAUAAGCAGCCUGGAUUUGAUGCUCACCUAAACAAAACCGUUCGAAGGAGUGAUCGUUUUGCAACUACAUUGAGAAAUGAGAUCCAAAUGAAAAGAGCAAAGAUGCAGAAAAGCAGAAGCACUGCUGCCUUAGCAGGGUCAACUGAGACAGAAGAGUAUGUUGAGAACUGGAAGCCUGAUUCUGCAGAAAAGAUAAACUGCUCAUCAGAAAAUUCUUUCACUAACAUGUACAAGGAUAAUCUGAAAGAAGCCCAGGCCAGAGUUUUGAAAGCCACCUCUUUCCAGCGCCGAGACUUGGAAGCCAGUUCUGCAGAUUACCUUCCAGACCGGAAGACCAAUAACUGCAACUCUUCCCCAUUGGCUUUUGUUUCUGAGGAUGAGUCAGGCUUCCUUGAAGCUAGAAAGUCUUUUAAACAUAAUUCACCUGGUAGUAAUGUUCACCAUGUUCCUCGCAUUGGAGCUAGAAAGAGGUUCACAGCAGAACAAAAACUGAAAUCUUAUUCUGAGCCUGAGAAGAUAAAUGAACUAGGUGUGUCAGUAGAUGACUACCAUUCACGCCGUCGCCCAACUACUUCAGAGGAAGCCUUGGGUUCUUUUGCAGACAAGUGGAAGUUCUUUGAAGAAACUAGUAAGCCUGCCUACCAGAAGUCUUCCCAGAGACACACACCAUAUGGCCGUCCAGAAAUACAGCCUCCAAAUCCAUAUAGAAAUUCUCAAGAAAGUGAGGCUGAGGGUUCCUGGCAUGAGAGGAGAAUGCGAUCAGCUUCUUUUGGUGUUGAGAACAUGCUUGGUGUGUAUGAUAAAUCCAGAGAAAACGUCCAUUAUAAUAGCCACCAAGAAAAAUCUGGACAGCCUCAGAGAUUAGAAACUUUUGCAGAAUAUCAGGCAUCUUGGAAAGAGCAGAGAAAGCCUUUAGAAACUCGCAGUUCUGGGAGAUACCAUUCAGCUGACAAUAUACUUGAUGCUGGCCAUGAGCAGCUUGAGAAAUCUCAGUAUACACAUGAACGGUCAAGAUCAUCUCCUUCUACUGAUUUCUACAAAAAGGAAGAAUCAGCUGAAUCAAGGAGACAAACAGAAAAUUCAAAGAAGGAUGAAGUAUGUAUGUCUCCAGUACCAAGGUCUGAUGAAAGCAAUUGUUUGAGCUUUUUUUCUAAGCUCACAAUCUCUCUCCAGCCUCCUCUAACCAGGGAGCAAGCCUGUCUUCUUUCUGGGUCUCAGAGGCCAGGUGAUGCAGCGUACCCAGAAGGGCAUCCUGGAGAAAGAAGAGUUCAGCAGGAUUACAGUGUAGGAAAUAAAUGGAAGGCAUCUGGCAGGCCCUCACAUACAGGGCAGGCAACAGUUGCAGCGCACGGGAGCCGAAGUAGAUCGGGGACAUUGCCCAGUGAUUACAGAUAUUUGCAGGAAAAUGUGAGUGAAAAAAGCAAAGAUUAUAAUGUGCUGCCACUUGCCAUUUCUGAGCUGCAAAUAUCAGAUGAGAGCUACCUCUCCCCUUCGCAAGGCAAAAGAGGAGAAGGUCUACAGGGAGAUCCAGCAUUGCUGAACAGAAAAUAUGGGCCGGUGCAUCACAGGCCUCCACCGUCCAAACGAGAUAGUAACUCCAGACGACAGGACAAUUCUUCAGCAUCACUUGCCGCUUCCUCAGAAUCUUCACUGAGUGUGCCCAACAGGUCUAUUCAGUCCCUCUCUUCUCCUGCUGCCAACGUGGUUGCAGUGAGCUCACCGCCUUCUCAGACUCCAGGAAAGGUUGUUGGAAAAUAUACCUGCACAGAGCUGCCAGAUCCUCCACAACCAGCAGCAUCCAUAGAGAAUACUUGUCAGCACUUAGAAGAAAAACCACAUCUCAGAUCUGAACCUGUGCUUGCUUCAACAUAUCGUGGCCAUCUAAAACCUGAAAUGGAGGCAUCAAGGUCCCCUUCACCACAAUUUGCUCCCCAGAAGCUGACAGACAAACCUCCUGUGGCUGUUCAGGAUGACAAUCCAGCAAGAAUUGAACGAGUGAUGGAUAACAACACAACAGUAAAAAUGGUCCCUAUCAAGAUUGUACAUUCUGAGAGCCAUGCAGAGAAGGAAAGCCGACAGAACCUUGUGAGCACCAUAGAGCCUCCUGCUUUACCCAGCGGUUUGGAGAAAGACCAGAUCAAAACACUGAGCACUUCUGAACAGUCCUACUCACGCUUCUGUGCUUACACAAGGCAAGGUGUAGAGCCAGAGCCUGAGAACAAAACCAGACUGCCUUAUUUGCAACCAGCAGAAGCACUUGGGCCCCCCACAAAGGACACUGAUGUUUCUGGCCACACCGUCAGUUAUGUCAGAGCCAAAGAGAAGACAAUCGAAGACUGGAAGUCAGAAGAAUUAGCCAGAGAGAUAGUGGGCAAGGAUAAAUCACUAGCAGAUAUCUUAGACCCAAAUAUGAAAAUAAAAACCACAAUGGACCUCAUGGUGGGAAUCUUCCCAAAAGAUGAACAUCUCUUGGAAGAAGCUCAACAACGCCGGAAGCUCCUUUUAAAAGUUCCUUCACCCAGAACGUCAGAAGACAAGAAAGAAGAGCCGCCUCUGCCUCUGGGCAUCCCCUUGACAACCAACUCCACCUACUACAGCACCUCUGCCCCCAAGGCAGAACUCUUGAUUAAAAUGAAGGACAUGCAGCAGCAGCAGCAGCAACAGCAGAAAGAGGAGGAUUCUGAGGAUGAGCUGGACCAUGAUUUGUCUGAGAAGAAGCAAGAGCUUAUAGAUAGCAUAAGUCGAAAGCUGCAGGUUCUGCGAGAAGCUCGGGAAACUCUCCUGGAAGACAUUCAGGCUAACAACCUACUUGGAGAUGAAGUGGAGUCCCUUGUAAAAGAGGUCUGCAAACCCAAUGAGUUUGACAAGUUUCGGAUGUUUAUUGGAGAUCUAGACAAAGUAGUCAACCUCUUGCUGUCUCUCUCUGGUCGAUUAGCCCGGGUAGAAAAUGCAAUAAACAACCUGGAUGAAAAUGCCUCUGCGGAAGAGCGGCGGGUCCUGGAAGAAAAGCAGAAACUGCUGACACAACAGCAUGAAGAUGCCAAGGAGUUGAAGGAAAAUCUGGAUCGAAGGGAGCGCAUAGUAUUUGACAUUUUGGCCAACUACCUGAAUGAUGACAGCCUUGCGGAUUAUGAACACUUUGUCAAGAUGAAAUCAGCCCUCAUAAUUGAGCAGCGGGAGCUGGAGGAUAAAAUCAAACUUGGGGAGGAGCAACUCAAGUGUCUGACCGACAGUCUCCAGCCUGAAAGGCCCAAAUGACACUCCUCCCACAAGGAGCAGCAUGCCUUGGCCAACAUUGAUGCAUAUGCAACUUUUUGAUCGCUAGGAGGAGCCUAACUAAAGAGAGAGCACCAUAAAAGCAAGAAUGUUAGCCUUUGUUUCUAUGUGGGUUGAUUUGCAUUUCUAGAGACUCCUUUGGAUUUCCUUUUAUCAUACAGACCAUAGAUUCCAUGUUUUGGUUCAUCAUAUUAAGGAAAAUGGGGCAAUUUUGCAUGAGUACCGUGUUGUUUUUGAAAAAAUAAACUAUGUUCAAAUUCUGUUCAGAUCUAUACAGGCUGCAGUGAAAGCCAUGGAAAAUAACAUUGAAGACUAUUGAUUUUAGAGACUUUAUAGUCUUGUAUUUCAGUUGGUGAGGUUGAGUGGCGUAUUCAAAAGUGCACACAGUUGGAUGCUUUUUGAAGAAAUGUUGCCUAAUACCUGUCUUUAAAAAAAUAAUGUCAGAACUGUUUGGAUAAGUAGAUCUUUUAUCAAACUGCAAUAAAACUACUUCCAAGCACACUGGGGAAUUGUGUGUUUGCAUGGCAGCUACUUGGGUUCCUUUAAACAUCUUCCUGUGACUUUCCUCAGUCAGGAAAUUCCUUGGUGUCACCUUUCUGUCUUUACAAAGGACCUUCAACCAAAAAUAUAUGUUAUUACCAUCUUGUUAAAUCCAGAAAAAAGGAAAAACUUUCUGAGCUUCAGAUAUGGGAUAUUCUAGUCCGCUAAGUCCUGAAAUAAGGAACAUCUCUUAUAAUAAAGAAACAAGCUUUCUGGCUGUCAAAUAAGGGACAUCCCUUAUAAUAAGAGGUCUUGGCAACUCAAUUUGAAGAUUACAAAUUGCUUUUUGCAAGAUCUAUUCCAUUCUAGUUAUUCCUUGAAUAAUAGGUCACCAGCGGGAUGGGGGAAGCCCAAGAACCAAAGUAUCAUUCAGCUCAGGUUUCUGAGAUGAAUGAGGUUGUGAAGGACUUGAUUAUGAUAUUUUCAGAUCUGUAACACAGGGGAGAACUAGUUCUACAUUACGCUAGGUGCCAGAGAUCCCUUGAAUCAUGCUUGGGGAUCAUCCUACGAAUAGUAAAUUGUGGGGUAUUUUUGGUGCAUGUGGUCCCCUCCAUCUGGGUUUAUUUUUAUUUUGUUUGCCUUUUCUUCUUCUUUUUCUUCUGCAAGUAAAGUCCUUGCUUACAAUAUUUAGGUUGAUUAUAUUCAUAUUUGCGCCCAUCAACUCACUUCAAUAUAAGUAUUGAAAUGAGUGGAUGGUUGUGUCUCUAUAGCUUUCCACUUUUCUCCUGACAGGUAUCAAAGUGUUAGGGGGACCUUCGUUUCCUGCUCCAUGUCACAAAGAAUUUGAUCUUCAAAACUAAACAUAGAAAUUAUUACUAUGAAGUAUUUUAUUGCUAGUCCAAACAAACAUUUUUAAAAAAUGUUUUAAACUUUUUAAUAUAAUUUUCUUAUAUUCUUUGUUCAGCCUCUUUUUUAUAGUUUUACUGUGAAAUUGUUUAAGCGACACUUAAAACUUGGACAUUCUGCCUUUUUAAAAUGUGGAACUAAUUUGAAUUUCAUGUAAAGAAAAGUCUUUAUCUCAAGAGACCAAUUAACAGGUGGAUUGACUUCAUCAAGGGAGCCACAGCCCUCAAUUUGCAAGUGCUGAGCCAGUAGUUGAUCUCCUGGGCUCUUGGGGAUUUUAUUUCUAGAGUCAACAUAAAUUGAAGUAAACUUGAUAGCAAAUAACAUCCACAAAUCAUUCCUACGCACUCUUCUGGCAUCAAGUUCCUUCAAUGGUUCUCACUAGCUGCCCCUAAUGUUUAAGGUUGAGUCCCCAUGGGGAGAAAGACGGGGUAUAAAAAAAGUUAAUAAUAGUAAUAAUUUAAUACUGUUCACAAAAAUCCCAACGUAUUUUUGAUAUUGUCAACAUCUGAUGUGUCCAAAAAAAAUUACGUAAAAAAUUCCACAUAGCCUUGCAAUCCCUUUCUUUUUCUCUCACUAUAUAGCCAAGUUAAAAUAAACAGCUUUUAAAAAACCUUUGUCAGUGCAAACCUUCAUAUUUCAUACACAAACACACAUAUAUUGAUAUGUAUGCACACAUCUAAAUACAUACUGUUGUAAUGGUUUCAUUUGUGUAUUUAAUCUCUAAAUAUAACUUCAAUAUGUAUGCAGUACUUCGAAUUAAAUCAUGUUAAUUCUUAUGAAGAUAGCAAUAUGAAAAUUGAUGUACAGUUGUAUUUAAUUGUGUUCAGAAUCAGUUGUUUCUUCACAACCUUCAGUUUGCCUUCCACAUUUCUUUUCUGUUUGCUUUUCUUUUCUAAAUUGUUUUUGUGAGCAGGUUCGCUGGAAGGGGGCUUUGCCCUAUAGCUGUAGAUAAUUCUAUAAAUAGCUCUAUUAUCACUUUGUAAGGCAGAGAAUUUGGUGCUAAUCGCAUUUGGCAAGUAUAGGUGAAUGAUUUCUUUUUCACCUUAUGGGUCAUUGCCAUUUUUAGACCUUUUUUGUACAGUGAAAAAAUAUAUUUCUGAUUUUUCCCAUUGUCCUUUUGGGUUUGCUGCCCUGAGUUAAAAAAAAAUCUUUUUGUUUCUUAAAUAUUUACCUACUGAUAAAUCAUCAUGCUUGACUAAGGGAAAUAAACUAAAUAUUGUGUUUCA